CCCGACCUGCGGACCACCACCACCACAUCCCUGACUUGGGCAGUGAAAGAGAGCGGGAGAGCUCUGUCCGAGAGGAGGUUAGGGUUUGGUCUUCUUCUUCCCGCGAAAUCCUGAUCUUUUUUAGGCGUUCUUCAGCGAAGAUCGACGAUCAGAGACAUCUCUGUCUCUCCAUCGAAUAGUUCGGCUUUGGCAGAGAGAGAGAGAGCGAGAGAGGAUGUGGCACGAAGCUCGGCGGUCGGAGAAGAAGGUCCAUGACCUGAUGGACGCCGCUCGGAAGCGGGCGCAGCGCCGGGCGGUCUUCCUCGCUAAGCGUCGCGUCGACCCCCAACAGUUGAUUCAGGCAGCCGGAUCCCGGUGCCGCGUGUACCGUGACGACGGGCUCUACCAGGCUACCCAGGAUCAACAGGGACUAAUACCUUGGAAUGGGAAGCAAAAUAUUUUAAUUGACAGAUUUGAUGGCCGUGCUCUUCUUGACUUCAUUCGAGAUGCUGAUUCUAGACGCAUUCGAGCUCAAGAAAAAUCUGAAGAAGAAGAAGAACUUGAAGAGUUUGUUAAUUUUGAGCGUUACCGGGAUUUAAUUAAGCAUCGACGAAAAGGAUUUACUGAUGAAGAGGGCUUACAGCAUGUUAAUCAAGACAUGGAGGCAAGAGCUACAGCUAUUUAUAUGUCACACAGGUCCCAUCCUCCUCAGCAGCCACAGGUGAACAAAGGCUCAUAUUCACAGGUGGGAUUCUCUUAUGAAAGUGAUGGAAAGGACGAGUCUCAGAUUCUGGAAAGCGAUGAAGACGACGAAGAUGAUGAGGAAGAUGAUGAUGAAAAAGAAAACAGCAGUGACGAUAGCAAUGAUGAAGGGAUGGAGGCGAUUGCUAGAGAAUUUGGAAUAAAAAGAUUUAAUUGGCUUGUGCGUAUGGAUAAAAGGGCUAAGGAAGAAGAGAAACGACAAAAAGAAGCUGUGAAAGGGGACCCCGCAAUGAGAAAGCUUAGUCGAAAGGAGAGGAGAAAGGCUUCUCAGAUUGAAAGAGAAAGAGACAGAGAAGCUGCACGUAUCUCAGGAAGUCGAUUGUUUCAUAAUGACCCCUACAGGGAGUCUCGGCGAAGUCCUACUUAUGAAGCAUAUUCUCGAUCCAGGAAAUCAAGAUCCAGGUCACAAUCACAUUCACCUUCAUAUUCCAGGCGCCAUGAACGCAGUUCUCAUAAUGAUGGUGGGCAUCGGAGCAAAUCCAAGGCUCCAAAAAUAGAGUACAUUACAGAGUUUGGGGGUACAGCAGAUGUGGAUGAUCAGAGGCUGGAAGGAAUCUCCCCACCACAAUCUCCUCCUCAAGUUGAUACACUUAACCGGCCUUCUUCUGGUCGUAUACUGGAGGCACUGCAUAUUGAUCCCGCAUCAUCUGUUUCUACAGAUGUGGAAAAGAAUAUGAAAAUGUCCAAGCCUCCUGUUAGCACAUCAUCUGCAUUGGCAAAAUUAAGCAAGCCUGCUACUGCUGGGGUAGCUUUGAAGGCACAGUCAAAUGAGAAAAAGGAGACACCUCAGGAACGUCUUAAAAGAAUCAUGAGCAAGCAGCUGAACAAACAAAUUAAAAAGGAUUCAGCAGCUGAGAUGGCAAGAAAACGGGAACAGGAAAGACAAAGGCUAGAAAAACUUGCUGAAACAAGCAGAUUAGGCCAUCGCAGGAGGAGAAGUCGUAGUCGUAGUUAUAGCCGCUCCCCCCCAAGCAACAGAUACCGCCACAGCAGAAGCAGAAGCAGAAGCAGAAGCAGAAGCAGUAGUGGGAGCAGGAGCCGAAGCCCCAGGAGACGCUAUUCACGCUCUCGCUCACCCAGGUCUAGAAGUCGUUCCAGAUAUUAGAUGCAGCUAUAUCCUGGAGGCGAUAGGUUUAUGGUUCUCCCUUUUCUUCUGAUGAUCUAUCUGUCAUUUUGGGUUGUAAAUUUUUGCCAGUGUAUGUGCGACUCUGAAAGAUUUUAGAUGCUAUUCAGACAUAAGUAAUAUACCUCAUCUGGAUCACCAUCAUUUCUGUAAAAUAUUUACUGGUUCUUGUGGAAAGAGUUAACAGCCAAUGAUUGUAAGCUUCAGUGUA
This is a messenger RNA of Nymphaea colorata (pocket water lily), 2075 nucleotides long. RefSeq lists its product as uncharacterized. The coding region runs from base 215 to 1846 and encodes 543 amino acids. The transcript has 13 exons. The record is from RefSeq and is a predicted model, not a curated record. NCBI's taxonomy places the organism in Eukaryota, Viridiplantae, Streptophyta, Magnoliopsida, Nymphaeales, Nymphaeaceae.